UCGCUCAGACCGGCUACAACACCGUUCGCUUCCUAUCACUCCGUCAUUCCUGCCGGGAGUCCGGAGCAACAAGCCGUCACGGUUGCCUUUUAUGUUCGGUUUUGCGCCUUCUAUCCUCGAGCUCCCCCCGACCCCUUCUGCGCUGCCACCGCCUCUCGAGUGUGUACUAGAGUACAAGGGCAAAGCUUUUGCUUCUCGCUCACUUCUUGUUCUGUUUAUUCUUGGAGAAAAAUAAUGACAAACGUUAUCGAUCUCAACCAGAUAGCAUGUGCACUGAUCGGCGUGGAGCAUGACAUUGAGACUCCUCAUGGCGUUCUCCAUGUCACAUUGAGAGGAACCCCUAAAGGCAACAGGCCCGUCAUCCUUACCUACCAUGAUAUCGGCCUUAACCAUAAGUCAUGCUUCAACACACUUUUUAACUUUGAGGACAUGCAGGAGAUAACACAGCACUUCGCUGUGGUCCAUGUGGAUGCUCCUGGCCAGCAGGAGAAUGCACCGCCUUUCCCCACCGGGUAUCAGUACCCAACAAUGGAUCAGCUGGCCGAGAUGCUGCCAUCUGUCAUGACCCACCUACGGAUCAAUACAGUGAUUGGGAUUGGUGUUGGUGCAGGAGCUUACAUCCUUUCCAGACUGGCACUGAACCAGCCUGAUUUGGUGGAAGGACUGGUCCUAAUCAAUGUGGACCCCUGUGCAAAAGGCUGGAUGGACUGGGCGGCUUCAAAGUUGUCCGGAUGGACCAGUAACCUGGUGGACAUUGUGAUGGCACAUCACUUUAGCACAGAUGAGCUGACUGAUAACCAGGAGAUCAUUCAGACAUAUCGUCUGCACAUCGCUCAGGACAUGAACCAGGACAAUUUGGCGCUGUUCUGCAACUCCUACAACAGCCGCCGAGACCUGGCCAUCGAGAGGCCCAUUAUAGGGCUUAAUGAGGAUUCAGUCCCCACCCUGAAGUGUCCCGCACUGCUGGUAGUGGGUGAUACUUCUCCAGCUGUUGAUGCAGUGGUUGAAUGCAACUCCAGGCUGAACCCCACAAAGAGCACUUUUCUCAAGAUGGCAGAUUGUGGUGGGCUGCCUCAAGUUGUCCAACCCGGUAAACUUGCUGAGGCUUUCAAGUACUUUGUCCAAGGAAUGGGCUACAUUCCUACUGCCAGCAUGACACGUCUGGCACGCUCUCGUACCCACUCGGCCUCCAGCAUGAACUCGGUGGAAGGGGCACGCAGCCGCACUCAAAACAACGCCCAACCCGAGGGCGCACCUGCCAGCCCCGGCAACGACAACCAAGCCCGGCCUCAAACCAUGGAGUCUAAUACGCUACUGAACGACACUAUAUAAGUUGUCAAGGCUGGUUGAUAAGAAUAGUUGGAAGGCAGAAAGUAAGAAGACAGGCUACGAUUCUAUUCUUUCACCAAGGUCUUCCUUCUUACUCCACCCAGCCUCAUACUGUCCAUUCCAUUUCACUACACACUACAAGUGUAUCCAUUAUACAGACAAACUCUUGUAACCUGAGUAUGACCAGCUAGAACAGAAUGAGAAGCAUGGCCGUAGCGACAUCUGUUAUGUAGUGACAACUAUUAGGCUCUCAUAGUAUGUCUUGUACUACAGUGUAAAGCCUCUUAUCUGAUGCUACUCACAUAGAGAGACGGUAGAAAGAUAGCGUGAUCAUUUUCCACCUAGUAAUCAGUAUUGCGUAAAAUCUGUGACCAUACAUCAUACAGUUUAAGGUUUUUUUUUGUUGUCGGGAGCAAAAUCUUCUGAUCGUUUGCCGUAUUUCGUGAUUGCAGAAAACUCGUUAGCAACCUUGUGUUAACUGUAAAGAUCUCUAAUUACAAGCAUGUUUCGUAAUGGACGUGUGUUUUGUAAUUGCUUUCCUGUAGAUGUUUCAGCAGAUACGGUUUUAGCAGCUACUAAUUAUUUCCUAUCGAACACCACAGGGGGUUGUUUUACACUGUAACAUGUUUUAAUGACUUUAAACCAGAAUCUCUCUUCAUUUAGAUAUUAAUUCUUGUAAUAAAUAUAGAGAAAAUUAAUUGAAAGCUUUGCGUGCUAGUAUAUAUUAAAUGAUUAAAACUAGCCACUGCCACUUACUAAACUUUUAACUCAAUUUAACUUUUUUCCCUUAAACUAGCUGCAAUCUAAUGUACACAGCUACACCUGCAUAUAUAUAUUGCAGCAUGCCGAUACUGUACUGACUACUGCCUCUGUUAGAAUUUGUAGCUUUAUUAUUAUUAUUGUUGAUAUGAGUACUGUUGUUAUUGUUUCAUGGUUGUGUACUCAUUGGUAAUUUAUAACUGUACUGCCUGCUGUGAGCUCGUGGCACUACACUAUAUCCUCUGAACAUCUUCGAGGAGCUGUCUUUCUGUUAAAUUUAUUAAUUUGUACUAAUAAAGUUACAGGUUGUACAUAAA
Molecule: messenger RNA, 2405 nt
Organism: Trichomycterus rosablanca
Lineage: Eukaryota; Metazoa; Chordata; Actinopteri; Siluriformes; Trichomycteridae
Gene: ndrg3b
Product: ndrg family member 3b
Exons: 15
Coding region: 235-1332 (365 amino acids)
Biological process (GO): signal transduction
Cellular component (GO): cytoplasm
Source: RefSeq, a predicted model, not a curated record